Pecten maximus is the source of this 6952-nucleotide messenger RNA. RefSeq names its product two pore calcium channel protein 2-like. The record is from RefSeq and is a predicted model, not a curated record. Lineage: Eukaryota; Metazoa; Mollusca; Bivalvia; Pectinida; Pectinidae. Gene Ontology annotation, cellular component: lysosomal membrane. Gene Ontology annotation, biological process: monoatomic ion transport; transmembrane transport. The transcript is spliced from 26 exons. Gene Ontology annotation, molecular function: voltage-gated channel activity; monoatomic ion channel activity. Bases 68 to 2470 code for a protein of 800 amino acids.
UAAAUUUAUCAGUAGCUCAGCUGUUAUUUACUUUGAUAACUGACAGACGUAUGAACUUUGUCAUCGAAUGGAAAGGCUAGAAACUGACCCACCAUUAACCCCGAGUAGUUUGCUUUACGUAAGAAUGGAUGAAGGAGACGACGGAAGUGAAAAAGAAGAGGAAUAUAGAAAUGUCAACCACGACUCAUCCACUGAAUCAACACAUCUUGAAAAAGAAGAUUUAAGUAUACUGCAAGCUGUGGUUUUUAUUGAAGAUGCUGCUAAGUACAGAGAUAUACGUCACAAGAUUGACAGGAAGGCCUUACAGAUAUACAGGAUAUAUCACUGUAAACCUAUCGAAGUAUUCCGGACAGUGGUCAUUUGUGUACUACACCUGCUAGCCUUUAUUGAAUUUCCAUCUUCUCUCACCUGGACCUCAGACAUCCGCUUCCGUGGAGACAGAAUCACACUUCCGUGUGGUAUAACAGAGGGAAUUGAACUUGUCUGUUUAUUGCUUCUGUUAGCAGAUGUUUGUACAAAGAUCUAUCUGAUUGGUAAGGUGGAGAUGAUGAGGAAGAAGUGGCUGGUCGCAGCUCUGGUGAUCCUCGCAUUUUCUUUGGUUGAUUGGAUGGUCACCAUUGGCUUGAGUUGUACUGAGACAAAAAGAUUCAGGAGAAUUGUCCGUCCUUUUUUCCUAAUUUCCAAUUCAAACCUGAUGAAGAAGACAGUUAAAUGUGUACAGAGGACUCUGCCUGAAGUGGCCAGUGUGCUGUUACUGCUGGCUCUACACUUGUAUGUGUUCACACUCCUUGGAAUGCUGUUGUUUCCUACUCCCAGAGACACAAGCAGACCAAGCAAUAAUUCCAUGGAAUAUUUCCUGAUACAGAACAACUCUAAUAGUACCACUAUGUCUCCGAUAUCAAACAUAACACAACAACCAGUGGUACAAGAGGGGAACACCUAUUUUAGGACUAUAUCCAAUGCCUUCAUGAAUUUACUGGUUCUACUGACAACAGCUAAUAACCCUGAUGUGAUGAUGCCUGCCUACCAACACAACAGAUUCUAUGCCCUCUACUUCAUUAUAUUUUUGUUGAUUGGUAAUUACUGUUUUAUGAACAUGUUUUUGGCUGUGAUCUAUAACCAGUUCAGAGGUUACUUUCAGACCUCCAUGCAAGCCAGUUUGUUGAGGCGAAGGGUCGGAGUACGGGCUGCUUACGAGGUGCUGAAGGACAGAGACCUCUAUACUCAUGUGGCCAGUUCUCCAGCGUCUGGGGUUGCCAUAGAAACAGUAAAACUGGUAUUAGAGGAUGUUACAUUACCAAAGAAAGUCAAAAUGGCCAUUUCCCAGGACUUGAACACCAGACAGAUGAAUCAGACGGAUAGUUUACAGAAUUUGCAGUUUCAGGAAUGCUUUGAUCUUAUUGUCAAAGAAUCUUUCACUCGACAUAAACCAGAAGUGCGGUGGCUGUCCAACCCUAUUCUCCGUCGGAUACAACGAGUGAUUGCCCACAGAGGCUAUAACUACUUUGGCAAUGUUGUGGCCCUUCUUAACGUCAUUAUGAUUUCAGUGGAGCUUGCAACUCAGUAUGAUAAAUCACUGAACUCCAGUAAAUCGGCUCUUAAUAUUGUGAAUUUUGCCUUCAUUUUGUACUACCUGUUUGAGCAAACUUUUAAACUCACUGCGCUGGGUUGGAAACGCUACGUGUAUGAACGAUGGAACAUAUUUGAUGGCAUCACUACCAUUUUCCUUGUGAUAUUAGAAAUAUUUUCAGUUGCCAAAUAUGGUCUUCCAUUAUCAAAAGCAGGAGAGGUCCAUGACCAACUCACCCUUUGGAAUGCUGUCCGCAUCAUCAACAUCCUCAUCAUGGUGCGACUGUUUAGGAUUAUACCUCAUAUAAAGGCCAUGUCUAUUGUUGCCAAUACCCUCGUGGAUCUUAUAAAGAAUCUGAAAGCUUUUGGUGGUAUAUUAGUGGUGAUAUAUUACUCAUUUGCUAUACUGGGUAUAGAGAUCUUCCAUGACGUUAUAAAAUACCAGGAAACAAAUAGCACAGGAGCAGACAGCCUUGUCUAUGACUGUGGGUCUUAUCAACAACUGGAGUACUGGGCCAACAAUUUUGAUGACUUUGCAGCCGCCAUUGUUGUGUUAUGGGAUGUGAUGGUUGUCAAUAACUGGAGUAUUUUCCUGGCAGCCUACGCCAAAGCUCUCUCUCAGUGGAGCUAUACCUAUUUUAUAGUAUGGUGGCUGGUGUCUGUGAUAAUAGUGUUACAACUCUUCACAGCCCUCAUCAUAGAGAACUUCAUCAUGAAGUGGGACCGUAGUAGUCGAAACCAGGAGCAUGAGGACCUGGCUAACAACAGUUUUACAGAAUCUCUUCACUACAUGUCACUCCACGAAAUGUUUAGAGAAAACUUAGAAGAGCCUUCAGAAUCUGUGAUUCUACAGGAGAUAAAGGAGCACAAGUUUCUGAGUUUAAGUAUAUCACAAUCUUGAUAGACUGAUCAGGACCGUCCUUACCACAUCAUUUCCUUCAUUUAUACAGCUACACUCCAGGGAAACUGAAGUAACUUUAUAUAAUGACUACAGCAAAACUACUAUCAACACACUAUAUAUAUAUGUAUAUGGGACCAUUCCAAUGUUUAGGAGUUAUGUCCCUUGCCAUAGUUAAAUUGAUACACUUCACCCUGUACACUCCAGGCUUUGGUACGUUAUUUUACAGUACCUAUUAAAUUAGAUAUUGUGUGUUAUAAAAAAUAUCACAAACGUUUUUGAGAAGUUAUUUUUGAUACCAGACAAUGAAAUGAAUCUUCAACAAAUGCAGUUAGAUAUUGUUUUUUUUUUUAGAUUUGAGUAUGGUGAUCAAAUUUCUUAUGAUUUGUCUAUGCUUUUUGUAUGUAUUGAUAAAAAUAUAUCGUUUUAUAUGAUGUGGAAAACUAGACUAUCAAUACAAAUGUAAUGAACAUUGCUUAUCUGUGAUAAAUUUUAUUUUGCAUAAAAAGUUAAAAUUCUAAAUAUACACUCUAAUGUGAAAUAAUUUAGCAUUACAUUUAUGUAAGUCAAAGGUAUAUUUUAACUUUAUCAUAAGGGUGUGUUUGGUAUGAAAUGAGAUAUAAACUGUACCAUGGCUGUCACAGUUUGAUAUCCUGAAGGUGCUUCUGAAAUAUUAUUUUAUUACACAUUGCAAUUAGAUUUUAUGUUCACUGUAUGUUUGAUUUUAGAAUUUCUGUUCAGAGUGGAAACAUAUUUGAAAAUAUGAACAUGUCAUAUUCUACCGAGUAAUGAUACUUCUGUCAAUUAAAAGGUGACUGUAUAUUUAGUGAUUAAUUCUUGUUUAUGUCAUCUGCACUGUUCAAGCCAAGAGUGUUCAAUACAGCACACAAGUAAUGGCCUCAGUGUUCUUUCAAAUUGUUUCCCAAUGAUUGCAAUAACUGCCUGUAAUGAGUAUUGUGAACUGUGAUAUGUAUUUAGUAUUGUUCAAUAUCUGUACAAUUUUGCUGUUUUAGUUGGGAUUCUUCCUCAUUUCCAUUAACAAAAUAAGAUUUUAGAUUCUGCAUAAUUGCUCCAGCCUCCAUUCACAUCGAAAUAAAACUUGUCCAGUAAAUUGCAAUUAUAAGGAAGGAGUAUUCAUACCACUGUGUGGACAUAUUGGACAUUUAAUAUACAGUUUGAUGGUAUUGGCACUGUACACAAAUUCUCCUUCAAUUCAAAUUGGAAAAUUUGGCAUGUGUUUAUGUCAUAUUUGCUAAUUUCUUGGAAUUUGCAUCGUUGAGAGUGUGCAUGUUCAUAUUGUCAGGCAAAAGAGAAGUACAUUUAUUGAUUUUUUUAAACAAAAUGAUAUCAACUUAAUAAAAUAUGUCUUUUUUCAGUGAAUUAAUUUGAACAUAUUAUCAGCUGCUUGUUCUUGUGGGAUAGUCAUACUUUGAAAAUUAUGAACAAUAGAUAAGUUGACUGAUACUUUGUGUCUAAAAUUAAGGUCCAAAAGUCGGAAGACUCCCUCAUGAUAUGUUUAUAUUUAUGAGUACAUGCAUAGGGAGGGUUGGUCUUUGGUAUGUGUUCUACUUUGAUCUUGGUGCUUUCGUUUACUAGUAUGUUAUGCAGUGAUAUUUAUGAUUAUUAUCAUAAUAAUUAUUUUGCUGUGAAGAAUGAUAACUAAAUUGUAUGUCUAUGGUUAGUUGCUAAGUUUGUCACAUUUUGUUAUUUAUUCUACGAUCUACAUUGUACCUUAAGUCCAGAGGACCAACAUAUAACCUUGUUUUCAGAGUAAGGGGAUGAUAACAGGAAAAUGAAGUGUAUUGGUAGUUCUACUGAAGGGCAGUAUGGAUAUAUAUUGUUAUUACUAGGUAUGACACAUAGUUCUACUGAAGGGCGGUAUAGAUAUAUAUUGUUAUUACUAGGUAUGACACAUAGUUCUACUGAAGGGCGGUAUAGAUAUAUAUUGUUAUUACUAGGUAUGACACAUAGUUCUACUGAAGGGCGGUAUAGAUAUAUAUUGUUAUUACUAGGUAUGACACAUAGUUCUACUGAAGGGCGGUAUAGAUAUAUAUUGUUAGGAUUAGGUAUGACACAUAGUUCUACUGAAGGGCAGUAUAGAUAUAUAUUGUUAUUACUAGGUAUGACACAUAGUUCUACUGAAGGGCAGUAUAGAUAUAUAUUGUUAGGAUUAGGUAUGACACAUAGUUCUACUGAAGCGCAGUAUAGAUAUAUAUUGUUAUUACUAGGUAUGACACAUAGUUCUACUGAAGGGCGGUAUAGGUAUAUAUUGUUAUUACUAGGUAUGACACAUAGUUCUACUGAAGGGCGGUUAUAGUUAUAUAUUGUUAUUACUAGGUAUGACACAUAGUUCUACUGAAGGGCGGUAUAGAUAUAUAUUGUUAUUACUAGGUAUGACACAUAGUCCUACUGAAGGGCGGUAUAGAUAUAUAUUGUUAUUACUAGGUAUGACACGUAGUUCUACUGAAGGGCAGUAUAGAUAUAUAUUGUUAUUACUAGGUAUGACACAUAGUUCUACUGAAGGGCAUUAUAGAUAUAUAUUGUUAGGAUUAGGUAUGACACAUAGUUCUACUGAAGGGCAUUAUAGAUAUAUAUUGUUAGGAUUAGGUAUGACACAUAGUUCUACUGAAGGGCAGUAUAGAUAUAUAUUGUUAUUACUAGGUAUGACACAUAGUUCUACUGAAGGGCGGUAUAGAUAUAUAUUGUUAUUACUAGGUAUGACACAUAGUUCUACUGAAGGGCGGUAUAGAUAUAUAUUGUUAUUACUAGGUAUGACACAUAGUUCUACUGAAGGGCGGUAUAGUUACAUAUGUAUAUAUUGUUAUUACUAGGUAUGACACAUAUAGUUCUACUGAAGGGCGGUAUAGAUAUAUAUUGUUAUUACUAGGUAUGACACAUAGUUCUACUGAAGGGCGGUAUAGAUAUAUAUUGUUAUUACUAGGUAUGACACAUAGUUCUACUGAAGGGCAUUAUAGAUAUAUAUUGUUAGGAUUAGGUAUGACACAUAGUUCUACUGAAGGGCGGUAUAGUUAUAUAUUGUUAUUACCAGGUAUGACACAUAGUUCUACUGAAGGGCGGUAUAGUUAUAUAUUGUUAGGAUUAGGUAUGACACAUAGUUCUACUGAAGGGCGGUAUAGUUAUAUAUUGUUAGGAUUAGGUAUGACACAUAGUUCUACUGAAGGGCAGUAUAGAUAUAUAUUGUUAGGAUUAUUAGUUAAAUUUCAUUACUUGUCUAUUUUGUUAGAGGAGUUUGUACAAAAGAAUUAUUGAUGUUAAAUAUCAUGAUUGACAGUGAAGAUAUUUUUCGACAUGAAUGACAGUCAAUCUAUGUUUACCCAUCAGAAUAUUUAAAGAUAAAUUGUUAAAGGUUGAAUGAAUUGUAUGUUAGAUAAUACCCAUUUGAUUACUAGUAUUCACAUAAUCUGAUCCUUAUGUUAUAAAAUCUGAAACACAUAUCACAUUCAAGACCAUAUGUACAUGUAGAUGUAACACAUUACGUUAUAUAUAUAAUACCGAUUGUUAUAAUUCACACAAUGCAAUAUAAAUGUAUAUUUCAUUGAAGUUAUCCCAUACAUCUUACAUGUGUGAUAUUUUUAGUGAUCCCCUCGUGACGGUCGGUGAUGGGAUGUAGGGACAGGCUUGUACGUAUGUACGAAACCAAUCGGUGUCAUUGCUCGAACAACUUGACUAAUGAUUCAGUUGUUCUGAAACUUCAGUCUUAGUACUCAUAACCAUCAUCGCUUGUACAUGUUCGCAUUUUAACAACCUAGGGUCAAAAUUUAUGUCAAUGUCAUUAUAACUGGUUUCAUUAUUAAUCCAAUUUGUCUGAAACUUCAUACUCUUACACCCAUCAUUUCAGACUUGUACACAUUCUCAUUUCAACCACAUGUUACUAUAGAGUUUUGAAGUCAAUGCUCAACAGACUUCAUUAAUUACCUGAUUGUCCAGAAACAUAAUACACUAACUCACAACCAUCAUUAUUUGUGUAAGUUUCGGUUUCACUCACCUGGGGUCAAAAUUGAGGUCACUGUUACGGUACUAUAAAUAUAUUUUUAAUGUCCUCGCUCAAUUGACAUAAUUAAUGUUCUAUAUAUAUGUUCUACUAUUCCUGGAACUCCACAACUUCCUAACAACCAUCAUCUUUUGGGAAAAUUUCGGAUUCAUCCUCCUGGGGUCAAACUAAGGUCACUUACUAUAAAUAGAUUUUUGACAUACUUACUCUACCGACAUUAUGCAUAAUAACUGAUCUAAGACUCCAUAUGCUUACUGAUCCAUUGAGAAUUAUUAUAAGGGAAAUGCGACUUUCAGACCAAGAUGAAUUUGAUAUAGUUAAAUCUGUAGUAGUUGGGUGGUAAAUCUGGGGUAGCUAGAAUGUCUCUAUUAUUUGGCGUGACUUAAGAAAUAAUUAACGAUGAUUCGUGUAUUGUUGCAGGAUAUACAACGAGGACGAGGAUAUUUUGCAAUUUUAAUUAAUACCUCUGCAGG